Molecule: messenger RNA, 2217 nt
Organism: Limanda limanda (common dab)
Lineage: Eukaryota; Metazoa; Chordata; Actinopteri; Pleuronectiformes; Pleuronectidae
Gene: dnajb11
Product: DnaJ heat shock protein family (Hsp40) member B11
Exons: 10
Coding region: 95-1177 (360 amino acids)
Biological process (GO): protein folding; protein maturation
Cellular component (GO): endoplasmic reticulum
Molecular function (GO): misfolded protein binding
Source: RefSeq, a predicted model, not a curated record
UUCAGUGACAGCAGGAAGAAGGCUGGUGUGGCCGCGGACUCGAACCCUCAUCGCCCGCUUUCCCCUCUGCUCGCUUCAGAAAGACGUGGACCUGAUGGCGCCCGGCGGGAUGAACCUGUGGGGGGCGUGCGUGCUGCUGCUCUACGUGACCACGGCCGUGCUGGCGGGGAGGGACUUCUACCAGAUCCUGGGGGUCGGCAAGUCCGCAACGGUCCGGGACGUGAAGAAGGCCUACAGGAAGCUGGCCAUGCAGCUGCACCCGGACCGGAACCAGGACGACCCACAAGCCCAGGACAAGUUCGCGGACCUGGGGGCAGCGUACGAGGUUCUCUCCGACGAGGAGAAGAGGAAACAGUACGACGCGUACGGAGAAGACGGACUGAAGGAAGGUCACCACGGCUCACACAACGACAUCUUCUCCAGCUUCUUCGGUGACUUCGGUUUCAUGUUCGGAGGAAACCGGCAGCAACAGGACAGAAACAUCCCCAGAGGAAAUGACAUCAUACUCGACCUGGAGGUCACGCUCGAAGAGGUGUACUCUGGGAAUUUUGUGGAGGUUGUACGAAACAAACCUGUAGCUAAAGAAGCUCCUGGCAAGAGGAAGUGUAACUGCCGACAGGAGAUGAGGACGACGCAGCUCGGACCCGGACGCUUCCAGAUGACUCAGGAGAUGGUGUGUGACGAGUGUCCCAAUGUCAAGCUGGUGAAUGAAGAGCGAACCCUGGAGGUAGAAAUCGAACAGGGAGUGAGGGAUGAAAUGGAAUAUCCUUUCAUUGGAGAAGGUGAACCUCACAUUGACGGCGAACCUGGAGAUCUACGAUUCCGCAUCAAAGUGUUAAAACAUCCUGUGUUUGAGCGCAGAGGAGACGACCUGUACACCAACGUCACCAUCUCCCUGGUGGAGGCUCUGGUCGGCUUUGAGAUGGACAUCGCACAUUUGGACGGACACAAGGUCCACAUAGUGAGAGACAAAAUCACGAAACCCGGCGCCCGGAUGUGGAAGAAAGGAGAAGGUCUUCCCAACUUCGACAACAUCAACAUCCGAGGUUCCCUCAUCAUCUCCUUCGAUGUGGAGUUCCCUCAGACGCAGCUGGACGAGCAGCAGAAAGACGGUAUACGCGGUCUCCUGAAGCAGAGCUCUGUACAGAAGGUUUACAACGGACUACAAGGAUACUAACAACACACACAGCCUGGACUGCCACACACACACACACAACAAACACACACACAUCGUCAAUCAACCGGAGCACGCUCCAUAAUUCUGGCCAGGGUGUAUUUAUUAUUUUUUCCGAUUGUUCUCAGGAUGGAUUGAACCCAAUUUUUAGUUUUGACUUUUUAAUCUCGUCAUCGGUGGCAUAAUUACAGACGCUUGGUUUGGGUGUAAACGGGAAACGAAGCCACGCCCCUCUCUCGUGUACCUUGUCAUGAGGCCUUUCUGUUUAUUUGAAAAAAUCCAAUUAUCCCGUUUGUGUCCGAGUGACGUGUGGAGGUCAAACAGACGCCGUCGCCAUGGAGACGACAGUCAGACACUCACUCGUCUUCCCUGACGUCUGCUGCUGCAGGAACUCGACUGCUCAAGAAGAAGAAGAAGAAGAAACUUGAUCCUUGUUUUUGUUAUUAAUUAAUUUUAUGAAUGUUAAAGCUGUUUUGUGAUGGAACCUUCUUAUUGCUCGGGUCAGAGUCCUGUUCAAAACUCCUCUGUCUAAAGGGAAGAACAAAGGUCAUCUUUACUAAUUUAAGCAUUUGAACCCCCCCCCCGAUGGUUUCCACGAGUCUCUCUCCCUGUUCGUCCGGACUCUCACUCAAAGGGACCCCAGAGCCCCCCCCCCUGUCUGUUUUGACCAUCGACUGCAUCGCUGCCUCCCGAUUGGACGAGUGCGUCACAGCCUUUAAUGUGAAUCAUUUGUUGGUUUCUACUGGGUGUUUUAGGGGAUGAUGUACUUUUGACUGACUAAAUAAAAAAAAAAAGGAUUUCUACAAGUUUGCGACCACGUGUCAUAGCGUGAGUUCACCAGUGGGCGGCGCCAGAGUCCUGAUGAUGGGAUUCAUGAGGAAACCCAGUGUGACUGUGGAUCUGUAGGAGAGAGUUUCAACCUCCUGCUGCUGAGGAAACUAAUGAGUCCACAUGUUGUGCUCACUGGAUUACAUAGAUAUUACACUGGUUAUGGAUUUAUAGAAAUAAAAUAAAUUAUAGUUUGGUUUUUAUUAUUAACAGAA